Messenger RNA from Aspergillus thermomutatus, 1383 nucleotides. RefSeq lists its product as uncharacterized. The transcript has 5 exons. Lineage: Eukaryota; Fungi; Ascomycota; Eurotiomycetes; Eurotiales; Aspergillaceae. Gene Ontology annotation, molecular function: RNA binding. The record is from RefSeq and is a predicted model, not a curated record. The coding region runs from base 1 to 1383 and encodes 460 amino acids.
AUGGCUAUCCUUGGCCUUCUUUCGAACCCAAACGGGCCGCAGCACGCUCUUCCUCCUCGCCUGGACAGGCAGUACACAGCAAUCACGGCCGAGAACGCUCAGGGGCUGUUUCCCCCGGACGCCUGUAUUUUCGUCGGAAAUUUGAAAAUUACCCUCGAGGACAAAGACCUGGUACGGGAUGUCCAGCAAAAGUUCUCUCGGUUCGGUCCAUGCCAUGUCAAGGUCAAGCGCGACAAACGGAAAAUCCCAACGGCCUUUGUGCAGUUCGAGAAAGUCGAACAUGCCGUAGCUGCACUGGCAGAGAACGGACUCAUCAAGCUUCACGACCGCUGGCUGAGAGUCGAAAAGAUCAAGGGAAAGAGAACCGCGCGCCUUGGACACCGGUCUGGCUUCCCAGUGUCUCCGCAUGACUUUAACAUGGCACUCACUGGCCGAGGUCAUUUUGAAUCAUGCGCUCUUGAGGAAGUCAUAUUCCUUAAUCUGGGAUAUCUCACGACCGUCUUCACAGUGACAUUCGCCUACAUCGACGACUUCAAAGACGCCAUCAAGGCCUUUGAGAGGCAUCCGGUCUACUACCUCCAGCCGUUAGACAUUGAAGGUAGUCCCGCGCUUUCCUGGGUACUGCCGCAAUCCUCCGGCCACAGCCCUUCCUCCGGACGCUCGCGCAGCAAAGAAGUUCGCAAUGCCAUGCGGGACCAGGGUCCUUCGCGGGUGCCUCUCCCCGCCGAAUUUCAGCCAAAGACUGGCAACGGCAAGACAGUCGAAGAUUACGCCCGAGAAAUCAACAAGCUCCCACGCUUCGGCUUGAGCGAGGACUUGGUUCUCGACGUGGUCACAGAAUUGGAGGCAGAACGACGAGAUAAGUGCCACAGGGAAGACUGGACCGGGUCUUCAUCCAACGACACCGAAUUCACACCUGCUCCGACUACCGAUGACGACUCGACAACACACAACGACUCCUUCGCCGUUUGCGCGGACGAAGACGAAGACGAAUCGACCUCGAACUCCCGCUCGCACUCCAAAGACUCGUCCAACACGGUGUCCGCCUCCAGCACCGCCGACUUCGAUUCUCUCAUAGAGUCGACAUCCACCUCCACCACGACUUUUACGUCCUACCUGGAAGUCGUCCCAGAGUGCGUAGGAGAGUCCGGACGAGGGCGAAGAUCUGGAAGCCGCAGUGUUUCAGUGAGCACCGGCUCACCCGCACGCCUACGGUUGCGCUCUUGCAGUUCGAGCGCCGAUUUGCCGCCUCGGAAAACCGAGGUCGAACUGUUCUUCGGCAACGGAGACAACGACAACGACAACGACAAGACGGAGGAGCCGUCACACUCGCACUUGGAUUCAAACACCGUCGAGUCCACGUCCCCCUCCGACUCCAACUAA